AUGGCCGUGCCAACAGCAACAUCCACACUGAGGUCAGAGACAUUUCUGCACCAACUUUGGAACAUCAUCACCAUCAUCACUAUCAUCACCACCAUCAUCCUCACCAUAAUCAUUAAGAUGAUCUUCAACAGCACUGAGUCCUGGCUUUUCAUCAAUACUUCAUUUCCCAUCCUGCCUGUAAUAUCCAGUCCCAGUAACAGAAGUGGUAUGGAAGGAUAUCUUCAAAGACUGGCUCAUUUGGAUGAGGGGCUCUACAAUGACUUUUACGGCCUUUGGAUUGCACUGAUGGUCAUAAACUCUCUCAUAUUCCUGGUGGGCAUGGUGCUUAACAUAGUCGCACUUUAUGUUUUCUGUUUCCGCACCAAGCAAAAGACCACGUCAGUGAUCUACACCAUCAACUUGGCGGUGACGGACCUCUUGGUGAACCUCUCUCUGCCAACUCGCAUCCUGCUCUAUUACAGUGGAGGAGCGUGUCUCACCUGCUCCUACAUGCACAUCUUCAGCUACUUUGUCAACAUGUACUGCAGCAUCUUGUUUCUGACCUGCAUUUGUGUCGACCGUUACCUCGCCAUCGUGCAGGUUGAAGCUUCCCGUCGGUGGAGGAACUCCAGUGUGGCCAAAUGUGUGUGCGUCUCUGUCUGGCUGUUUGCCAUUGUGGUCACCUACUCCUUCCUCUCCACUGCUUUCCAGCACGCGGGCUGCUGCCUCUCAAAGCUCCUCUUUCUUACCAUCACUGAGUUUUUUCUACCCCUCAUCAUCAUAGUGGUCUUCACGUUACGGAUUAUGUGGGCACUAGCUGACCGCCGUCUGAUGCAGCAAAGCAGGGAGAGGAGACAGAGGGCUGUCCAGCUGCUGACCACAGUGCUGGUCAUCUUCACCAUCUGCUUUACACCUUUCCACAUCAGACAGGUGGUGGUGUACUUCUACCCUGAUAUGCCUCAUCAUGUGAUAGUCUACCACUUGACUGUCACUCUCAGCAGUUUGAAUAGCUGUAUGGAUCCUGUCGUCUACUGCUUUGUUACAAAUAAUUUCAAGGCCACUGUGAGAAAUAUUUUCCGUCGUACAGAGCCCGAGCAGACGAGUGGUGACAUCAUCAGCAUGCAGCACAGCUCCAAGGCCUCAGGAGGGACUGCCAACGCUGUCACUAAUAAUGUGAUCAUGAUGACCAAAAUUCACACUGCACAGAGACAUAUCGGGGGAAAACCACAAACUUUAAAUCCCCCUUCACAUGGAGUGAAGAGAAGUGAAAGUUAA
Molecule: messenger RNA, 1254 nt
Organism: Micropterus dolomieu (smallmouth bass)
Lineage: Eukaryota; Metazoa; Chordata; Actinopteri; Centrarchiformes; Centrarchidae
Product: G-protein coupled receptor 20-like
Exons: 7
Coding region: 1-1254 (417 amino acids)
Biological process (GO): positive regulation of Rho protein signal transduction; phospholipase C-activating G protein-coupled receptor signaling pathway
Cellular component (GO): membrane
Molecular function (GO): G protein-coupled receptor activity
Source: RefSeq, a predicted model, not a curated record